AUGUCAGAUAGGAACCCCCAAUCCGCCGAGAGAUCAGCCUCUGCAAUGGAAGCCAUUAAAGCCCGUGUCGCGGAGUCCAUGCAGCCAGGAGACUCCAAAUCUACUGCGCACAGCCUCCCGCCCGACGAGCGCGAGAGUAUCCUGGGGCUGGAUAAUGAAGAGCAUGGGUAUAACGGUGCGAGAGCGAAGGAGAAGGAGGAGUCGGAGGAGGGUGAGGGGAGCGGGCAGAGACAGGGGAUGGGGAUGGCGGAGAUGAUGGGGGGAGUGGUGGAUAGAGUGGCCAAGGCGAUGGGGAGGAAGUGA
Molecule: messenger RNA, 303 nt
Organism: Talaromyces proteolyticus
Lineage: Eukaryota; Fungi; Ascomycota; Eurotiomycetes; Eurotiales; Trichocomaceae
Exons: 3
Coding region: 1-303 (100 amino acids)
Source: RefSeq, a predicted model, not a curated record